CGGCCCCGGCGUGCGUUACCAAUCACAUUCUGUCCACAAAAUGUUCAAAGCGUUACUUUUAAUCAAUUUACUUUACGCUAUUGGCGACGCGAGCAGACAUCGGCGCUAUCUCGUCUAUCCUGACGGCGGCCCAGCCAGAGCUCAGUUCAUCAUAGGUCUCGGUGUUCCGGUCGACUUAAAAGAAGCGUCGGUCACUGUUGGAACUGUUAUAAAAUUUCAAUAUGAUUUACCGACAAACAGUACAGAAUAUACAAGCCGAAUUUAUGGAUUUGCUGAUACGGUGUCAAGAGAUAUGGACGAUGAAGCGCCGAAGGAUGGAGAGGAUAAUAUUGACGUCAUUGACUCUAGAGGAAUCAAUAAUAUUGAAAAUGACUUAGAUGAUUAUAAUAAUACGUUAGUAGAUAUAACGUUUAAUGAAAGGAGAAGACGGGCAUUGCUGUAUGCAGAGGGAAAUGCUAUUGUUGAGGACAAUACUUCACAAUUGCCACUCGAUGAAGCUAUAAGAAGGCAAGAACUGAUUGAUCAAAAAGCAAGGGAAGCUCAGGAACCACAACGAAUGAAUAGAUGGGACUUCUAUAAAAUAUUGGAACACAUGGUUGAAAGGUACGGAUUUUCGGGGAGGCCAUGUUUGCUUCGUACCAUUUGCGAGGCAGCCGAGGUGCCUUUCACCUACGAGAACGGCUUACUUGGAGAAAUCGGCCAUAUUUUAUUCACACCAUCAAGCACUAAAGAUGAACUAUCCCAUCAUACUGACAACGAGUACCAUGCCGCCGAAAGAGUGGGUCGAGAAGCAGUUCUAUCUGGUUCAAGCUGUGAGUCAGUGUUCCCUGAAUGCGAAUCCUCUGUUCUGGAGACGUUUACUGAAAUAGGAAUGAAUACAUUGCAGAAAUUCGGAUUAAAUGGAUAAUAAAUAUACAUAAAAUUAUGAUAUUUUAUUGGCAA
This is a messenger RNA of Leptidea sinapis, 942 nucleotides long. RefSeq lists its product as uncharacterized. The coding region runs from base 41 to 907 and encodes 288 amino acids. The transcript has 4 exons. Lineage: Eukaryota; Metazoa; Arthropoda; Insecta; Lepidoptera; Pieridae. The record is from RefSeq and is a predicted model, not a curated record.